AUGCAGCAAAAUUCAAUUGCUUUACAGAGUUUGGAAGCAACUCGCGCAAACUCUGAAACAACCCAAAGACAGUUAAUGGAGAUCCUAGCGACCACUAGGAAUACACCGGGAGCGUCUUCUUCAAACGCUACUCACCAAGCGGAGUGGACCUUGGAGAGUUUUCUGCAGCACCACCCAGCCAAGUUCAACGAGAAAGGUUUAUCGGACGAGGCUGAUCAGUGGUUGAGAGACAUGGAGAGAAUUUACGAUGCCAAGAGGUGCCCGGACGAGAAUCGCUUGGCAUUCACGGAGUAUCUGCUUACCAGGGAAGCAAGCCACUGGUGGACGAGCAUUAAGGCUAUUUUAACGGACGCUCACAGUCCCAUCACUUGGGCAGUUUUCAGGAGUAAAUUCUAUGAAGAAUACUUCCCAAACAGCGUUUGUUACGCCAAGGAAGUUGAGUUCCUUCAACUGGUACAAGGAGGGAAGUCUGUGUCGGAGUAUACCAACACGUUCAAGCAUUUGUUGAGGUUCAAUACUAUGGCCACCAGUGAAGAGUGGCAGUGCCGGAAAUUCGAGAAUGGAUUAAGGAGUGAUCUAAAAGUACUGAUAUCCAGCCUCUGCAUUAAGUCAUUCCCUUCAAUGGUCGAGAGGGCCAAGGUGUUAGAGAAGAAUGUGGCUGAAGUAGAACAACAGAAGAAGCAACAAGUAGCCAGGGGACCGAUUCUAUCAAGAACAAAUCUGAAUCGGAAUAGGACGCCGUACGCUCGACCAGCGCAGUCAAGUGGGUCUCAGGCGAUGGUUGUUGCUGGACAGUCUGGACAGCAGGGGGCGAUCAAAUGUUUUCAGUGUGGAGGACCCCAUUUCAAGUCAGUCUGCCCUCAAUUGGUAGGAGGAAAGUAUUGCACUCGAUGUAGAAGAAACGACCAUCUGGAGAGCGAGUGCAAUAUGGGCGGACGAGCGGUCAUGAGACCAUCGAACGCUGGAAGGAUCCAGCAAGGGAGAGGUGGUCGGGCACAAGCAGUCGGACGAGUGUAUGCAAUAACAGGCGCAGAAGCAGCAAGUUCAGAGUUAGAGGUGAUUUUAGGAAUGGAUUGGUUAGCCACCAAUCGCAUUCUGAUAGAUUGUGGUGAGAAGAAGUUGGUUUUCCCUGAUGAAGAAGAGGAAGUGUUGUCGGUGACGCUCGGUCAACUAAAGGAAGAUAUCGUGGAGGGCGCCAGUUGCUUUUUGAUAAUGACGCAUUCAGAUGAAGAGUUUGAAGGUGUGAGCUGGGAACGAUCGUCCAGUAAUAAGUUAAGUGGAGGACGAUUGGUAAUAGAGGAAUUUCCUGAAGUUUUUCCAGAAGAAAUACCUGGACUACCUCCUAUUCGCGAGGUUGAGUUCACGAUCGACUUAGUGUCAACGGCGGCACCCAUCUCUGUCCAACCGUAUCGAAUGUCACCAGCUGAGUUGGUUGAGCUUAAGGAGAAAAUUAAAGAUCUGAUGGACAAGCAAUUUAUCAGGCCGAGCGUAUCACCCUGGGGAGCACCUGUUCUUUUGGUGAAGAAGAAAGAUGACAGCUCUCGGUUUUGCAUUGAUUACAGACAAUUAAACAAGCUGACCAUCAAGAACAAGUAUCCACUGCCAAGGAUAGAUUAUUUGUUGGAUCAACUGAAUGGGGCCAUAGUAUUCUCGAAGAUUGAUCUGCGAUCGGGGUACCACCAGAUUCGGGUAAAGGAAGAAGACAUCCAGAAGACUGCUUUCAGAUCUCGUUACGGACACUACGAGUAUGUAGUGAUGCCGUUCGGUGUGACGAACGCACCGGCAAUCUUCAUGGAUUACAUGAAUCGUAUAUUCAGGCCAUACCUGGACAAGUUCGUAGUGGUCUUCAUUGACGACAUCCUCAUCUACUCCAAGAGCCAUGAAGAACAUGAGGAACACUUGAGGGUCGUACUUGGCGUCUUGAAGGAAAAGGAACUGUACGCCAAGUUAUCAAAGUGUGAAUUUUGGAUGAAGAGCGAGCAGUUCUUAGGGCACGUUGUGUCAGCUGAAGGGAUCUCUGUAGACCCGACAAAAGUACGAGCAGUUUUGGAAUGGGCGAGUCCGCGUUCGGUCACGGAAGUACGGAGUUUCGUUGGUCUUGCGGGCUACUAUAGGCGCUUCAUCGAAGGAUUUUCUAAGAUAGUAGCAUCGUUAACGCAACUUACACGCAAGGAUCACCCGUUCGCUUGGACUGAUCGGUGUGAAUCGAGCUUUCAGGAGUUGAAGAAGAAGUUAACGAGCGCCCCAGUAUUGGUCAUCCCUGACACGUCCAAACCCUUUGAAGUAUAUUGUGAUGCAUCUCAUCAAGGUUUGGGCUGUGUACUUAUGCAAGAGAAGAGAGCGGUUGCGUACGCUUCUCGUCAAUUGAAAGUGCACGAGAAGAAUUAUCCGACGCACGACCUGGAAUUAGCAGCGGUCGUCUUCGCCCUGAAGAUUUGGAGACACCAUCUAUACGGAUCUACGUUCCAAGUCUUCAAUGAUCAUAAGAGUCUCAAGUACCUCUUUGAUCAGAAGGAAUUAAACAUGAGGGAAAGCGAAGUAGUAGCGGACGCUUUGAGCAGAAAGGUGGUGCACGUCUCAUCCAUGAUGGUAAGAGAGUUAAGUUUGGUGGAGAGUUUCAGAGAUCUAAGGUUGCAGUUCAAGUUAGGAUCGAACAACAUUAGAUGUUGUAACCUUAGAAUAUCUAGUGAUGUAUUCGACCGAAUCAGGGAGAAACAAUCUGAGGAUGAAGAACUGGUGAAGAUUCUGAACGCGCUCGGUACUGAUCAGGCCAGAGAAUUCAACACUGGAACGACGACUUCUUACGCUAUAAGGGUCGGACGUGCAUUCCAAAUAAUGGAGAGCUGA
Messenger RNA from Vigna angularis (adzuki bean), 2847 nucleotides. RefSeq lists its product as uncharacterized. The record is from RefSeq and is a predicted model, not a curated record. The coding region runs from base 1 to 2847 and encodes 948 amino acids. The transcript has 3 exons. Lineage: Eukaryota; Viridiplantae; Streptophyta; Magnoliopsida; Fabales; Fabaceae.